AUGUCCUUCCACUCGUUUACCACACGCUCUUUCUACCUGCUUCUUAGCCUGACUCUGACUCGUCGUGUCUGGGCGCAAGACCUCUCUAUCCCCUCGUCUGUAUGGAAUGUCAGCACGCCGAGCUCCGAUACUAGAACGGUACGCGAAGGACAUGCAAAUGACGCGGCAAAUGCACUGGUGUCGAAUAUACAAGCCGAUGGGAGCCUGACAGACAACACUGAAAGCCAAGCUCUUGCGAGCAUGUACACCGUUCUCGCGGCACAAGAUAUGCUUAGCGGCAACGCGUCAUGGAACAGUACGGUCACCGGCAAAAUGAAGGCUUGGGUCGAGAAGAUAGACAUCUUUGGCAACGGCACUACGGGCUCCUUGCGGACGAACAGCAACGGGAUACAAUGGGCUCUCGCGGCCUAUCACGUUUACAAAGCGUACGGCGACCCAUACUUCCUAACUUUCGCCAAGAAUGCAUUCGAUACCACCUAUAUCGACUACAUCACGCCAUCUGUCGCUGCAGCCAAGAAGUUUGGUCCAGGGCGCAACAUCUCUGCCAAUGCUUCGCAAUGCUUCGACAUCACCGCGGGGGGGAUCUUCUGGCUUCCGGAUGUUGGCAAUAACCCUCAGGUCCAGGCGGACACAGUCGGGCCAUCCAUCAGGCCGUUCGCAGUCCUCGCUGGUUUCCUAUACGAGGAAACUAAGAACGGGACCUACCAGUCAUUGGGACUACAGACCCUGCAAUUCAUGAAGCAGACCAUGUGGGAUAGUCCAUCCAACCUAGUGAGGGGCGUUUUCGAUGCGUACAUAUGCGGUGCAAACACGGGUCAAAGUCCGGAGGUGCAAGCAUGGUAUAUCUACCCGCUCAGCGUCUUCGCGAAUAUCACCGCUACCAGCGACUCGGACACGAGUGCAUCACUUAUUGGACUUCUAAGAUCUGCAGUAUCGGAAGCAGGUCUCAAUACAGCCUGGACGCAGACUAAUGGUGUCCUGAAAGAUACGCCGGACGAUACAUACGCAAUACACGACGACGAGUUCGACUCGAAAGCGAUCCUUAUUUUGGUGCAGUUCAUCGAAGCGUUCUUGACCGUACAGUACAACUCCGUCAUCAACCUGGCACUGAACGGCAACUCUUAUGCCUCAGCACCUACAGGGCCACCACCACUCACGUUCUCCAACGAGGGAAACAUCAUGGCACUGGACAUCUUGAAUGCAGCCUUUGCCAUGGCCCCGAAGGUUACAGCAUCUGCAAGUUCUUCCACCGCUGUGACCGCAAGUUCGACGACUAGUCCCGACGCUGCCUCGUCCCAGUCUUCUACUUCGUCGUCCUCUCCUGUCGGAGCCAUCGUGGGAGGUGUAGUGGGCGGUGUUGGCGGUCUCGCAGUGCUCGUGGGUGUGCUGAUAUGGUGGCGACGCAAGCGCCGUGCAGACGAGGCCGCACUGGCCGCACCUAUUGCAGAGAGAUCCAUGAUCGAGCCCUUCAGCCCAUCCCUCAUGGUCGCCGAACCGUACCGGCGCAUGACGUCGGCACCUCAGCACGAGGAUCCGUAUAGGUCGGGCUUGAGAGUGGGACAUCGCUCGAAGCUAGCUCGGGAGCUGCCUCCAUCGCUCCCGUCCAUAGUGCCGGCUUCAUCGACGAACCCCUCUGAAGCACAGACAUCGAGCUCCGCGCCAUUGACCAAUCAGCAACAAUCCGAUAUACCAGCUCUCGUCGGACGAUUGGUCCUGGACAUGUUGCGCGAUGCCCGCGACACCGGCACUGCGCCGCCGGAUUACGGAGAGUAG
Peniophora sp. CBMAI 1063 is the source of this 1773-nucleotide messenger RNA. Lineage: Eukaryota; Fungi; Basidiomycota; Agaricomycetes; Russulales; Peniophoraceae. The record is from the annotation of a GenBank genome assembly.